Molecule: messenger RNA, 4991 nt
Organism: Saccostrea cuccullata (small rock oyster)
Lineage: Eukaryota; Metazoa; Mollusca; Bivalvia; Ostreida; Ostreidae
Product: STE20-like serine/threonine-protein kinase
Exons: 21
Coding region: 229-3924 (1231 amino acids)
Biological process (GO): protein phosphorylation
Molecular function (GO): protein serine/threonine kinase activity; ATP binding
Source: RefSeq, a predicted model, not a curated record
GCGCAUGCUUCAAAAAAAUGAAAACAUGGCGACUUUCCUAUCGAACAGGUCUCCUAAUCGAAGGAAAAAGAAGUGCUGUUUAUCGUAAUUAUAGCAGACAGGAUGCAGAUUUUAUACGACAGUAAUUCCCCUUAAUAUGCAUCUAUUUUGUUUAGCUCUUAAACUUUAUACAUUUCCAUGUAAACAUUGUGGGACUGACAGAGUGCUAAUACAGGUGUCAACAACAGUAUGUCAAUCUUGAACAGCUUCCGAAAAUUCUUCAAACUCGGAGGAGAAGAAUCGGCUCGAAGGAAAUCGGCGUACAAGAACAUUACUAGAGAUGUAGAUCCCACCAAUAAAUGGGAUAUUAUCGGAGAACUCGGAGACGGGGCUUUCGGGAAAGUUUACAAGGCCCAGAACAAGGAGAAUGGUAGCCUCGCAGCCCUGAAGCAGGUGGAGAUAAAGUCCGAGGAGGAUAUAGAAGACUUCUCCGUAGAAAUCGACAUCCUCACAGAAUGCCGUCACAAGAACGUAGUGGGGCUCUACGAAGCCUUUGUCUUCGAUGGGAAACUUUUGAUGUAUAUAGAGUUUUGUGGGGGAGGGGCCAUCGACAGCAUCAUGGUGGAGCUGGAGCGACCCCUGACAGAGAACCAGAUCCGAUACGUCUGUAACAACAUGUGUAGUGGGCUGGAGUACCUGCAUAACAACAAGGUCAUCCAUAGAGAUCUCAAGGCCGGAAAUGUACUGCUAACAUCCGAGGGGGACGUCAAGUUAGCUGAUUUUGGAGUUUCUGCAAAGAAUACAAGAACAAAUCAGAGACGAGAUUCAUUUAUUGGAACUCCAUAUUGGAUGGCCCCAGAGGUGAUAAUGUGUGAGACACUAAAAGACAGUCCCUACAACUUCAAGGCAGAUAUAUGGUCAUUGGGAAUCACUCUAAUUGAGUUUGCUCAGAUUGAGCCCCCGAACCAUGACAUGCAUCCUAUGAGAGUGUUAAUUAAAAUCCAGAAAUCAGACCCCCCAACACUUGCCAAGCCAUCCAAAUGGUCAAAAACCUUCCGAGAAUUUAUAGCAAAAUGUCUUGUUAAAAAUCCUGAUCAAAGACCAACAACAUCAGAACUAUUAGAGCAUCCAUUUAUAGCGGGCUGUAAUGAUAAGAAGGAUGUGAUGAACUUGAUCAUGGAGUCCAAGGCUGAAGUGGAAGAAAUCGUGGAAGAUCUUCCAGAGGACCAGGAAAUACUAGAAAUGAAGAGACAUAUGAGUGAUGUAUCUUCAAAGAUUUUGGACCUUGAGGAAAAUGAGUCAGAUAGCAAAGCAACCACCCCAGAAAAGGAAGAACCCAAAGUCACAGAGAAGACAAAGGUACCAGAGGAACCGGUUAAAACUGAACCCAAACCUUCCACUCCUGAACCGGUGCCUAAGAUAGAGCCAGAAAAACAGAAGACACCUUCACCUAAACGGGUGGUGGCUCCAGCACCGCCAGCAGCUGAGGUGGAGAAGAAGGAGGAAGAAAAGCCCGAGGCCAAGGCCGAGGAGGAGGUGAAGAAGGAAGAGAAGGAAGAGGUGGCUCCUCCUGCAGCAGAAGAGAAAAAGGAGAUUGAGAGUCCAGCUGUAGAAACAAAGGAACCCAGCCCAGAGAAAGACAAAGUUGACGUGGAGCCUAUGGUGGAUGUUGUGGUGGAGGAAAUAAUCAAUGAUGUCAUCAAGUCCACCAAACUUGCGCCCUCUGUACCAGGGGUGGUGUUAGACACCGUACAGGAGCUGAUAGAGCAGUCUGAUGAAGAAGAAGAAGAGGAGGAGUAUAACAUGUCAGACAUCGAGGGCGAACUCGUAGAAGAGGAAACCGAGGAAAAGAAAGAGGGGUCCGAGGAACCAGUUAAGGCUCCCUCAGAGGAACCAGCUAAAGAGGAGGAGGUCAAGACUGAGGAGAAAAAGGAAGUUGUCUCCGAGGAACCAGUCAAAGUUCCCACAGAGGGGCCUGAGAAAGAGGAAAGGGUACCAGGCAAUAUCGAGGAGGAAAAAGAAAAAGUGGCAGAGAUGGACAAGAAAAUUGAAGGAAGGGAAGAAACAAAAAGUGCUGAAAAGAGUUCCGAGGUGGAAAUUCAGGUGGUUAAUGUGACAAUUACUGAUGAGGACACUACUAGUGAAAAGAGUGAAAAGACAAGUGAAUCGGAGAAAAAAGACUCUGUGAUCACAAUUAACGGACAGGUACUGCCUGAUAAGGGAAUAACAAUAAAUGGCCAGCCUGUCCCGUCUUCAGGGACUACAGUGGUCAUCAAUGGGGAUGUGGUGGGGGUCAAGUCCUCCCCAUCUGUUGAUAACAGUAUAGACAAGAGUAUGUCUAAUAGCAGUGACAGUACAGAGAUUGUGCCUCAGACCGACUUAGACACUAUGGAAACAAAAGUGAUCAAGGAGCCAAAACGAAAAUCAAAGGAUCUCUCGCAAGUAACCAGUGUGGACGAAGACCAGCGGUCAGAUACGGAGAGUGUGACCACGGUGGAUAGCCUGGGAGAGGGGGAGAAGAAGGCGGACGGGCCCGUGGAGAGGCGAGCUAAACACAUCAGGGGCAGAAGUGAGAGCAAGAGCCAGUACAGGACGAUGACGAAGACCAGAAAGUACAUGAAGGACGGGGAGCUAGUGACCAGUACGACUCAGAGAGUGGUCCACGCCGGGGAGGAACACAAAAUGAGAGACGAGUAUCACAACAGGAAGAAUGAUUUGCGGGAACUUAAGGUGCUUCAGAAACAGGAGAACAAGCAAUACCAGGAUCUCAUGUACAAGUCCCAAUGUGCUCGCGAGGAUCAGGAACGGAAAUUCGAACUCGAUAUGCAGACUUUGGUGAAGAAUUAUGAUCAGGAUAUGGAAACCCUUAAUAAAACUCAGAAACAACAGGUAGAAAAGGCCGAACAGAACCAAGCAGCUGACAUGAAGAAUGCAGCCAAGCGCCUUAAAAUGGACCAGGAAAAAGAAUACAAAUUGUUCAAAGAGCAACAGAAACAAGAACUAAAACUUUUGAGACAAGAACUAGAUCUCAUGCCAAAAGACAAUAGGAAGGAUGCCAUGAAGAAACGCAAGGACCAAAAAGAAAUAGAGCUUCAAGAAAAGGAGCGUGUGUUUUUGGAGAACCAAGCAGAGAGACAGGAGAAGCACAUGAAACAGUUAGCAGAGGUACACAGACAGAAGGUAGCUCUACUGGAGAGUCAGUUCCUACAGCAGAAGCAGCAACUACUGAGGGGUAGGGAAGCUGCAAUAUGGGAGUUAGAAAAACAACAGUUACAUGAGAAACACCAGCUGUCUAAGAGUCAGCUUAAAGACCUCUUCUUCCUAAAACGACAUCAGAUGUUGACCCGGCACCAAAAGGAAGUUGAACAAAUGAAGAGAAGCAACUCUGUCAAAGAAGACGAGAUGCAGAAGAGGCAUGCCUUAGAAAAGCGACGGCUCCCCAAAAUACAGAGGAGCGAGGCCAAAACUCGGGCUCAGAUGUUCAAACAGAGUCUCAGGCUGAGCACUGUGGGCUCGCCCGAGGACGAUCGCGCCAAAAUAAAACAGUUUGAGGAAAAUGAGAAGAAGAGGAUGAAGGCUGAACAGCAGCGACAAGAGCAGAAACACAAGAAACAGUGGGAGGAGCUUGUCUUCCGCAACGAGACCAGUCUACGAGAGCUCGAGCAGUUACAGGCAGAGAAGAGGAAGAUGCUAAUGGAGCAGGAAACACAGAAGAUAAAAGAACUAGAUGAUCAGUAUGCCAACGAACUACGGGAAUGGAAGCAACAAUUGGUGCCAAGGAAACAGAAACUUGAAGAGGAAUUUCAAAGACAAAAAGAUGAACAAGAAAAGUUUUACGGAACUGUGAUAAUUACGGGAAACGAAGGAAUGCCCGCCCCGAGGCCGGAAUCCGGCAGCAUGAGGAACAAGGAAUCGGUCAAAUCUCGACACUCGACAGUGAUUUAACGACCACUUUAUUUCCUUCCAGCAUGGUGCCACUAUUUGUGAUGACCUUUGACCUUGUCUGCGUAUGAAGUCCUUUCCAUGUUUUUUUGCGUUUUCUCAUUCUCUGUUACAUCUGGAGUCAAAAGACUGUGUUCAGUUCUCGUCACAACAGUUGCGCCUCGUUUUCUGAACAAGAGAUAUUGAAAAAUGUUUGAAAAUGAAUUUUCAUCAGAUUUUUUUUUCGUUUCAUCUUUAUAUGAAUGUAUCAGAGAGAGGAUUAUGUAAUUUUAUUGUCAAACAUUCCUCAUGGCUUAUUUCUGUAAGAGGUUUAGCCAUGGUACAGCUAGUCUGUAUAUGCUUAAAGAAAUUUUUUGUUUAUAUCUGAUGCACUUUCUGUGCUAUCAAUUAAACUGCUCUGAAAAGUACACAGCAAUAUAAUAUGUCCACAGUACGGUUGAAGUUUUGUUGCGACUUUUUUUUUCUUACGCCAAAAUAUCUUGUGGACAUCUUGAAAUAAUAUUAAAAUGCCCUGUAUUGUGUUUCUGUCUUGUUAAGAUAUUGUAAUAUUCUAUUAGUGUUAUCUCGGGAAAUCUUUGAAUAAUUUUUUUUUGAUACUGCAAUACAUGUUUGUGCUACAAGUGGAAACCUGGAAAAGUAUGAAUGACUGAUCAAGUGCUCUUUUCGAGACGUUUAGUUUCUAUCUCUGCAUUAUUGUUUGAUGUGUAUGUUCAUUCAUGCUAUGUAUGUUUAUUUAUAAUCCUCAGAUUUUUUGUCAAAGAUUUAGACAGAUGUUAGAAUUUUCAAGUUUUAUACAUGCGUAUAUAAAUAUAUCUUCAUUCAUGUUAUAAUAUUGCCAUACCACAUAUUUGGUAGCAAAUUGAAAAUUGGAUAAUAUUUUAUAUCAUUGAUUCUGUUUCGAUGUUCAAACUUCCCCCAUUUUACCAUAGUGACUAUCAGAGGCUACAGGCCAGUGAAGCUAGUGUGGUAUCGAUACAUGUCUGGCACUAUUUAUGUCAGAUGGCUUUUAUCAUACUUAUAUACAUAUUCCUGAAAAGGGCUAUGUUAUUUUAAUAAAUUCAAGAGUAAAA